Drosophila busckii is the source of this 1573-nucleotide messenger RNA. It is a transcript of the gene Got2, whose product is annotated as aspartate aminotransferase, mitochondrial. The coding region runs from base 101 to 1387 and encodes 428 amino acids. The record is from RefSeq and is a predicted model, not a curated record. Gene Ontology annotation, cellular component: mitochondrion. Gene Ontology annotation, biological process: biosynthetic process; L-aspartate catabolic process. NCBI's taxonomy places the organism in Eukaryota, Metazoa, Arthropoda, Insecta, Diptera, Drosophilidae. Gene Ontology annotation, molecular function: pyridoxal phosphate binding; L-aspartate:2-oxoglutarate transaminase activity. The transcript has 4 exons.
UCCAAUUGGACCGUCACGGUGAACGCAUUUACUUUGGCGGCAUUUAAAUUGUUUUGCAUAUUUUCAUAAUUAAUCAAUUGGACUUGUGAAAUUCAUAAGAAUGUCGCUAAUUUGUAAGCACAGCUUGUAUGCUGCUAAUCGCAUUGCUCUCAAUGCUGCACCCGCCGCCCAACGUUGCAAAUCAACAUGGUUCUCCGAGGUACAAAUGGGACCGCCAGAUGCCAUUCUAGGUGUUACUGAGGCUUUCAAGAAGGACAAAAACCCAAAGAAAAUUAAUCUGGGUGCUGGUGCCUAUCGCGACGAUAACACCAAACCUUUUGUGCUUCCCAGCGUGCGGGAGGCUGAGAAGCGUCUGGUGAGUCGCGGCCUGGACAAGGAGUAUGCAACAAUUAUUGGACUGCCUGAAUUCUACAACAAGGCCAUUGAGUUGGCUUUGGGCGAACAAUCGCAGCGACUGAAGGCCAAGCAUAAUGCAACAACUCAGGCGAUCAGCGGUACGGGCGCAUUGCGUGUGGGCGCAGCCUUUUUGAGCAAGUUCUGGAAGGGCAAUCGUGAGAUUUAUCUACCCACACCAUCUUGGGGUAAUCAUGUGCCUAUUUUUGAGCACGCCGGCAUGCCAGUGAAGCGUUAUCGCUACUACAAUCCCAAGAACUGCAAUCUGGACUUUGCUGGCAUGGUUGAGGAUCUGAAGAAAAUCCCAGAGACAUCUGUAGUGUUGCUGCAUGCUUGUGCCCAUAAUCCCACUGGCGUGGAUCCCAGCCAAGAGCAGUGGCGUGAGCUUUCCCAAGUAUUUAAGCAGCGUAAGCUGUAUCCAUUCUUCGACAUGGCCUAUCAGGGCUUUGCCACGGGCAAUGUUGAUGGUGAUGCGCAGGCGGUGCGCAUCUUUGAGGCCGAUGGCCAUGAUUUCUGCCUGGCGCAGAGUUUUGCCAAGAACAUGGGUCUGUAUGGUGAGCGAGCCGGCGCUUAUACGGUUAUUUGUGCGGAUGAGCAGGAAGCCGCGCGUUGUAUGUCACAGAUCAAGAUCCUCAUUCGUGCGCUGUACUCGAAUCCUCCCAUUCAUGGAGCACGCAUCGCAGCUGAAAUUCUUAAUAACAGCGAUCUGCGUUCCCAGUGGCUAAAGGAUGUCAAGUUAAUGGCCGACCGCAUCAUUGAUGUGCGCACAAAUCUCAAGAACAAUCUUGAAAAGCUUGGAUCCACACGCAACUGGCAGCACAUUGUGGAUCAGAUUGGCAUGUUCUGCUUCACGGGACUCACGCCCGAACAGGUGGAUAGUUUGAUGAAGGAUCACAGCGUCUACCUCACACGUGAUGGCCGUAUUUCCAUGGCCGGCGUGACCAGCAAAAAUGUCGAGUACCUGGCCGAGAGUAUGCAUAAGGUGACUAAGUAAAGCGUUUAGUUAUUGGGUCUUCCAUUUAGCUACAUAUCGGCACCUGUACGGAUUUUCCAUCACGAUUGAAAACUUUAGAUACAACACAAUGCAUUUUCUAUUAUCUCACAUAUUGUAUAUACGAUGAAACAAAAACCACAACUCUGCCUUUGAAAAUAAAGCAUUUUUAAAUUUAUAGAGCUCCAA